This is a messenger RNA of Schizosaccharomyces osmophilus, 378 nucleotides long. Its product is annotated as translation initiation factor eIF1A-like. Gene Ontology annotation, molecular function: RNA binding; translation initiation factor activity. The transcript is spliced from 2 exons. NCBI's taxonomy places the organism in Eukaryota, Fungi, Ascomycota, Schizosaccharomycetes, Schizosaccharomycetales, Schizosaccharomycetaceae. The coding region runs from base 1 to 378 and encodes 125 amino acids. Gene Ontology annotation, cellular component: nucleus. The record is from RefSeq and is a predicted model, not a curated record. Gene Ontology annotation, biological process: translational initiation.
AUGUCAAAGAAAGCUUUGUCCCAGUUAUCGUUUGACCCUCCUGAAUCCUUGGACAAGGAUCAAGUCGUUGCUAAAGUACUGCAACUUAGGGGUUCAGCAUUAUUCACUGUUUGUGAACCCAAUGGAAACGAAUUACUCGUUGAAAUACCUGCAAAAUAUCGGAGCAAAGCAUGGAUUAAACGGGGUGGAUAUGUUGUAGUGGACAAGUCUGAAUUUACUGAUCAGCAAAACAAAAUCGAUGGUUCUAUUGUAUACGUGGUUCAGCACCCGUUAAAGAAUUGGGAGAAGCAAUCUUACUGGCCUAAAGAGUUUGUCAAUAAUACCGCUGCAGAGAUCGAUGAAAGUAGCAGUAGUGAAAGUGCCGAGGAGAGUGAUUGA